CUCCGCGCCGCGCUCCGCUCCCUCCGCCCCGCUCGCACUGUUUGGGAGCAACCGGCCGAGCCAGCGGCGCCCCGGCCCCGCCAGCGCAGCGCGGACCGGCCGAGCGCACCCACAGCCCGGCGCGACCCCCGGCGCUCUCCCUCCCCUCCUUCCUCGCCAUGUCCCUCAAGCAAGCGGCGGCGGCGGCGCAGCCCGCCGGCAACAACCGCAAGCCCCCCGGCGGCGGCGGCGGCGGCCCCGGCCUCCCGUCAGCCGCGGGCAGGCAGAACAUGGGCAGAGGCCGCAGCAGUGGCAAAGGACCACCUCAGCCUACGAUUUCUUUCGAUGGCAUCUAUGCAAACAUGAGAAUGGUUCACAUACUCACAUCAGUUGUUGGAUCCAAAUGUGAAGUACAGGUGAAAAAUGGUGGUAUAUAUGAAGGAGUUUUUAAAACCUACAGUCCUAAGUGUGAUUUGGUGGUUGAUGCUGCUCAUCGGAAAACUGCAGAAUCCAGUUUGGGGCCAAAACGUGAAGACAUUCUGGAGAGUAUCCUGUUCAAGUCUUCAGAUUUUGUGAUGGUGCAUUUUAAGGAUAUGGAUACCAAUUAUGCCAGAAGAGAUGCUUUUACUGAUUCAGCCAUCAGUGCUAAAGUUAAUGGAGAACACAAGGAAAAGGAUCUUGAACCAUGGGAUGGAGGAGAGAACACGGCUUCCGAGGAGCUCGAGGCACUGGAGACAGAUGUGUCUAAUGGAUGGGAUCCCAAUGACAUGUUUCGUUACAAUGAAGAAAAUUAUGGUGUAGUAUCAACUUAUGACAGCAGUUUAUCUUCUUAUACGGUGCCAUUAGAAAGAGAUAAUUCAGAAGAGUUUUUAAAACGGGAAGCCAGAGCAACUCAAUUAGCAGAGGAAAUUGAAUCAAGUGCCCAAUACAAAGCUCGGGUUGCCUUGGAAAAUGAUGAAAGGACAGAAGAAGAAAAAUAUACUGCUGUUCAGAGAAAUGCUAAUGAAAGAGAAGGACAUGGUGUGAACACUAGAGAAAAUAAAUACAUUCCGCCUGGACAGAGGAACAGAGAUGUCCUGUCCUGGGGAAGUGGAAGACAAAACUCACCAAGGAUGGGCCAGUCUGGCUCAGGCCCACCAAUCUCAAGGUCUGGAUCCCACACUUCAGAAUUCAGCCCAAACUCUGGAGCAGAUCAAAGAGUAGUUAACGGAGGUGUUCCCUGGCCAUCGCCUUGCCCAUCUCCUUCCUCUCGCCCACCUUCUCGCUACCAGUCAGGUCCCAACUCUCUUCCACCUCGGGCAGCCACCCCUACACGGCCGCCCUCCAGGCCCCCCUCGCGGCCCUCCAGGCCCCCGUCUCACCCCUCUGCUCAUGGUUCUCCAGCUCCUGUCUCUACUAUGCCUAAACGCAUGUCUUCAGAAGGGCCUCCACGGAUGUCUCCUAAGGCUCAACGGCACCCUCGAGGUCACAGAGUCUCUACUGGUAGGGGUACAAUUUCAAGUGGCUUAGAAUUUGUAUCUCAUAAUGCACCUGGGGAAGCAUCUACUGCUGCAGUGGCACGAGGCAGCCCUUCAGGUGGGACGUGGUCAUCAGUUGUCAGUGGGGUUCCGAGAUUAUCCCCUAAAACACACAGGCCUAGGUCUCCAAGGCAGAGCAGCACUCCCAUGGGACCAGCUCUGCCUUCUCCUCAGCCUGGUACUAUUCCCACUGAAUCUGUUGCCAUGCCUGUUCCAGCUGCCUCUCCUACACCUGCCAGCCCUGCAUCCAACAGAGCAGUCACCCCUUCCAACGAAGCUAAAGAUACCAGGCUUCAGGACCAGAGGCAAAAUUCUGCAACUGGAAACAAGGAGAAUAUAAAGCCAAGUGAGACUUCUCCUAGUUUUCCUAAACCUGAAAACAAAGGUGUCUCUCCAAUUGUUUCAGAGCAUAGAAAACAGAUUGAUGAUUUAAAGAAAUUUAAGAAUGACUUUAGGUUACAGUCAAGUUCCUCUUCAGAUGCAGUUGAUCAGCUGCUAAACAAAACCCGAGAGGGGGAAAAAUCAAGAGAUGUAGUUAAAGAAAAGACAGAAUCCACCCCUAAAGAAUCCAUCAUAGAACCUGGCAGUAACACCAACUCCAAUGGUGGCAGUAGCAAACCCAAUAGUCCCAGUAUUUCUCCUUCCAUAAGUAACAGCUCUGAGCAAAAGCGAGGGCCUGAGGUGACUUCCCAAGGUGUGCAGACAUCCGGGCCUGGAAGUAAACAAGAUAAAGAGGAUAAAGAGGAGAAGAAGGAUACUUCUGAGCAAGUUAGAAAAUCAACACUUAAUCCUAAUGCUAAAGAGUUCAACCCUCGAUCUUUUGCUCAGCCAAAACCUUCUACUACACCAACCUCCCCUCGUCCACAAGCUCAGCCCAGCCCCUCCAUGGUGGGUCAUCAGCAGCCAACCCCUGUGUACACUCAGCCUGUUUGUUUUGCACCAAAUAUGAUGUACCCGGUUCCAGUGAGUCCAGGCGUGCAGCCUUUGUAUCCUAUUCCCAUGACGCCCAUGCCAGUGAACCAAGCCAAGACAUAUAGAGCAGGUAAAGUACCAAAUAUGCCCCAGCAGCGGCAAGACCAACACCACCAGAGCACCAUGAUGCAUCCUGCCUCGGCAGCAGGCCCUCCAAUUGUAGCUACUCCACCUGCUUACUCAACACAAUAUGUUGCAUAUAGUCCCCAACAGUUUCCUAAUCAGCCUCUUGUGCAGCAUGUGCCACACUACCAAUCUCAGCAUCCUCAUGUUUAUAGCCCUGUAAUACAGGGCAAUGCCAGGAUGAUGGCCCCACCAGCACACGCACAGCCGGGUUUAGUAUCUUCCUCUGCAACACAGUACGGUGCGCAUGAACAGACACAUGCUAUGUAUGCAUGUCCCAAAAUACCAUACAGCAAGGAGACAGGCCCUUCUUUCUACUUUGCCAUUUCCACUGGCUCACUUGCUCAGCAGUAUGCCCACCCUAAUGCUACCCUGCAUCCGCAUCCUCCUCAUCCUCAGCCUUCUGCCACACCGACUGGCCAGCAGCAAAGCCAACAUGCUGGAAGCCACCCUGCUCCCAGCCCCGUGCAGCACCACCAGCACCAGGCUGCCCAGGCACUCCACCUGGCCAACCCCCAGCAGCAGUCGGCGAUUUACCACGCAGGUCUAGCUCCAACCCCUCCUUCCAUGACGCCAGGCUCCAACACGCAGUCUCCACAAAAUAGUUUUCCUACAGCACAACAAACAGUCUUCACCAUUCAUCCCUCCCAUGUUCAACCUGCAUAUACCAAUCCGCCACACAUGGCCCAUGUCCCCCAGGCUCAUGUACAGUCAGGAAUGGUUCCUUCUCACCCAACUGCCCAUGCUCCAAUGAUGCUAAUGACGACACAGCCUCCCGGUGGUCCCCAAGCCGCCCUCGCUCAAAGUGCACUACAGCCCAUUCCCGUCUCGACAACAACACAUUUCCCCUAUAUGACGCACCCUUCAGGUGAGGAGUGUGUGCCCGGGACACCUGCACCCUAAACUGAGCCAGGGCGGAGGAUCAGGACUGGGACAGACCAGAUUUGGGGGAAAAAAAAAAAAAGACAAAAAAAACCAAACAAAAAAACCCCGACCUUAAGAUGUCCUUGUAGAGCGGUUCAUAUUUGCCAGCCCGUUGCCAGCCUAGGUAGGUUUACCUGGUUUAGGGAGUUUUCCUCCAGCUGGAGUGGAGGAAUGGGGAGCUGGGAGAUGCUGUGGGACUGAGUUGUGCCAGGGUUUGCUGUGGUGUUGCCGUGUGUUUAUGACAAUGAGAGGUUUUAUUAAUUUAAAGCGCUCGGUGUCAAGGACGGGAGUGAAAAUGGUUUUGGUUUAGGGCUGUUAGACUGCUGAGAAAGUGACUGCUAAUAAAGUGACUGCUAAUUUCAGUGACAGCUGAAAGCUAAACUUUAAUACAGAGUAACAUUCUGCAGCUUUAUUUUUGGGGAAAGUAGGUGCUGUAUGACUUCUUUCCACUUAAAAUUUAACCUGACUUGGGUUUCUUUGAUUAUUCGUGUUCAAACAGCCUCGAAAUUCCUGUAGUGAUGUUGUUUCUUGGGGAAUGUGUGAGCAGAAAAAUGCUUUCUGAGGGCUUAGGCAGGGGAAAAAUAAAACCAUCCAAAGGACAUCUUGAUGUGCAGGGUUUUGGUUUGUUCUCUAAAAAAAUAAAAUAAAAGAAAAAGAGAAAAAAAAAAUAAAAGAAAGUUGAGCUCA
Messenger RNA from Pseudopipra pipra, 4202 nucleotides. RefSeq names its product ataxin 2 (gene ATXN2). The transcript has 24 exons. Gene Ontology annotation, cellular component: cytoplasmic stress granule. The record is from RefSeq and is a predicted model, not a curated record. Lineage: Eukaryota; Metazoa; Chordata; Aves; Passeriformes; Pipridae. Gene Ontology annotation, molecular function: mRNA binding. The coding region runs from base 159 to 3494 and encodes 1111 amino acids. Gene Ontology annotation, biological process: cytoplasmic stress granule assembly.